AUGACACUCCCAGCGCCACCUCUCAACAGCUCGCGAGCGUCCCAGCGCACGCUCCAUCGGCUUCCCGUGCCAGCGCUUUCCAUGUCGCUCCGCAGUCGUCGAGCAGCCCAUCCGGCAGUCACGUUAUCGCUGCCUCAACUCGAACGGUACCACGACCGCGCUGAGCAGACGCUCAUCGAGACACUUGCAGCCUACCGCAACGUGAACACUGCGGUGGAUACAGUCGACCGGUCUGAAUGGAAACUGCUGCAAAUGCGACACGGCGUCCGACUCUUUCGCGGUCGUCGUCGUCGUAAAACGUCAUCGGGUCCGACCACGCCAGUGCUCUGUCUCGGAGCUCUUCGCGGUCGUUUCGACGAUCUCCUCGAGGGGCUCUACUGCCCCACCACAGAGGAGAUGCUGCUCACAAACGCCAUCAACUGCCCACGUCUUGCCGAGAGCGCCGUGCUCUACUCGGUCCAGAGCUCCUCGCGCUGCGAGCCAUACGCCUUUACGGGCGUCAAGUGGACAACAGUCCAAGUCGCAAUGGCACGCAACCGCGACUUGUGCUACUUUGACAAGAUGGGACUUGUUCGGUCCACCGUCGGCAACCGACUGGCCUACCACGUCAUGCAGUCAGUAGACCCGCCUGCGUCUCGACACAACAGCUCGCACAAGCGCGUGCAGACGUCGCUCUGCUACCUGUUCGAAGAGCUGCAAGACGACCUCGUGGCUGUCUACAUGCAAGGCGAGAUGGACCAUGCAGCGCUGUCGUGCUUUUCGACGCCUGCAGUCUCGAGUCUAUUGCUCGCAGUCACGAACGCCGUCGAGUGCACGCGGGCCAAGAAACUCGCCGAGCUCCUCACUGCUGCUGCUGCUGCUCCUGCCCCUCGUCGCUAUCGACGCCGAACUCCUCGUCGUCGAUGCUGUGACGUGUGUCGAGACAGUCCGUCGGUCUUUGACAUGGGUCGACUGCAGGACUGUGCCGGGUGCAACUUCCACUUCGUCUGCAGGAAAUGCCGACUCGAAGAGAACGUUCUCGCACGCGAUGCCGCGUCGAGAUCGCACUUGGUGCGUGCAGUUUUCUGUCGCGUGUGUAUCGCCAAAGUGGACUCGAGUUCGAUCGAGGAGCUCCGAGCGGACGCUCGUAGCUGUGCUGGCAAUAGACAGAGCGCAGCAGACCGAACCGAUGCGUUCUGUCGGCUCGAGACCGAGCCGGCCGGAGUGGAGAUCCCCGGCAGCGACCGGUCGCUCACAGCCUUUACGCUCAAGAUCUCGGCCCAAGUCCACGAAGAAGACCGUAGCAGCCACAGUGACCUUUGCAUGUCCAACUUGUCGUCAAUGGAAAAGGUAUCGAGGGGGUCGAAAGACGACGUCGAGGGCGCAUUGCUUAGCGAAGCGCGGGACGUGCUCCACUCGAUCAAACGACAGACCCCCAGCGUCGAGCGAAUGCCGAUAGGAAAGGACACAGCUGAUACGUUGCGUGGUAGCUCACGCUCGACGGCGUCCACGGCGUCGUCGUCUCAGUAUUACCACAACGACGUGGACGACGACCUGGAGCUCGACCGGACGUCGCUCUUUGCGCGGUUGGUGUACGUCGCGAGCCAAGCAGAGGCAACGUCCGUGUUCACGAGGGAACAGUCGCUCAUUGCCGCCUCUGUCUUGCAACGCAACCGAUGGCACCGGUACCUGCACGAGCGCCAACCAGGAGCUUUGCCGAAACUGUAG
Molecule: messenger RNA, 1707 nt
Organism: Hyaloperonospora brassicae
Lineage: Eukaryota; Oomycota; Peronosporomycetes; Peronosporales; Peronosporaceae
Source: the annotation of a GenBank genome assembly